Molecule: messenger RNA, 1601 nt
Organism: Triticum aestivum (bread wheat)
Lineage: Eukaryota; Viridiplantae; Streptophyta; Magnoliopsida; Poales; Poaceae
Product: probable purine permease 11
Exons: 2
Coding region: 260-1405 (381 amino acids)
Cellular component (GO): membrane
Molecular function (GO): purine nucleoside transmembrane transporter activity
Source: RefSeq, a predicted model, not a curated record
GGUGCUGAGUUUAGUCAAAGUAAUGUUGACUGCAGAUUUAGAUCCGAGCUAGCUAGCGCCAUCGUUGCCACUAUUGCCUGCCUUACUUUUAUUCAAUCGACGGUGGACGAAAGGCGACACGCAUCCGUGUGCAAAUAGGAAAUAGGAUCAUAGUAUUCCCCGGUCCCAAUUGUCAUCUUGUCGCGUAUCCUUUUCAGGGCUUCGGGUUUUCAGGAUACGGAGAACUCUGUCUGUGCAUAUCCUCGUGACACAGGUCGACAUGGGCGAUGCUGCUGAAAUUCGUCUGCAGAUCGCAGGUACAGGAGGCGUAGCUGACAAUGGCACGUCUCCAGCAACCGCGGCGCCGCCGACGAUGUCGGAACGCGUACGAUGGUGGGCGGUGGUGCUCGUCAACAUCGUGUUCCUCCUCGGCGGGCAGAGCGUCGCGAGCUUCCUCGGCAGGAUCUACUACGACCAGGGGGGCCGCAGCUUGUGGAUGGCCACGGUGGUUCAGUCCUGCGGCACGCCGCUCGCCGUCCCUCUGCUCCUCUACUUCCGGCGCCGCCCUAGGUCCACCGCGGUGACGCGGCCGCCGCUCCUCAAGAUCUCGGCCAUCUACGCCGGCCUGGGGGUCCUCCUCGCUGCCGACAACCUGAUGUACUCGUACGCGCUCCUCUACCUGCCGCUGUCGACCUACUCGCUCAUCUGCGCGACGCAGCUCUCCUUCAACGCCGUCUUCUCCUACUUCCUCAACAAGGAGAAGUUCACCGCGCUCAUCCUCAACUCCGUCGUGCUGCUCACCUUCUCCGCGGCGCUCGUCGGCGUGAGCCACGGCUCGGACGGGACCAACAGCAGCGUCCCGGAGGGGAAGUUCCCUCUGGGGUUCGCGCUGACGCUGUCGGCGUCGGCGCUCUUCUCCCUGAUCCUCUCCCUGAUGCAGCUAACCUUCGACAAGGUGCUCAAGAGCGACACCUUGUACGACGUGAUGGAGAUGCAGUUCUGGAGCAACACCGCCGCGGCCGUGGUGUCGGUGGCCGGGCUGUUCAUCUCCGGCGAGUGGAGCUCCCUGGACGGCGAGAUGGACGGGUACAAGAAGGGCAAGGUGGCCUACGGGAUGACGCUGGCGUGGACGGCCAUAUCGUGGCAGCUGGCCACCGUGGGCAUGAUGGGGCUCGUCGCGGCGGUGUCGUCGCUCUUCACCAACGUGAUCAGCACCGUGGGGUUGCCGCUGUCGCCUAUCGUCGCCGUGAUCUUCUUCGGCGACCGGAUGGACGGGGUGAAGGUGCUGGCGAUGCUCAUAGGGGUCUGGGGGUUCUUGUCCUACAUCUACCAGCACUACCUUGAUGAUGCCAAGGUUAAGAAGAUACUAGCUGAGCGAUUAGCCGACGACGACGAACACCAGACUGUUAAACUCAAUACAGAGUGAAUAGAAUACGCAGGACUUAGACUGUGCUCACCCCGUUCUUAGAAAAACUUUGUUCAUCCCUGUGUGGAUUUUAGUAUUUUACUGAAUCGUGUUGCAAUACGCAAACACCUUUUUACCGGAGCCGGGAUGUACCGGCAUAGCAUCCACUGUUCAGCUGCUUUAUGAUCUGUGUCUAAGUAGGCCCCAUUUAUAUGUA